Vigna umbellata (rice bean) is the source of this 1850-nucleotide messenger RNA. RefSeq names its product NAD(P)-binding Rossmann-fold superfamily protein. The record is from RefSeq and is a predicted model, not a curated record. NCBI's taxonomy places the organism in Eukaryota, Viridiplantae, Streptophyta, Magnoliopsida, Fabales, Fabaceae.
CACGCCUCUUUUCCUUUCCUCUUUAUCAUUCCCCUCUCACUUUUCUUUCUUUUUAUUUUCCUCACCACGUACGCCAAACCUGUGUCGUUUCUCUCUUUCUCUCUCACAGCCUUUCAUUGACAUUAAUGCAGAGCUGUAUAUUGCAGUAGCAGCAUCUGCAAAACCUGACAGUGAAAAAGAGUAACACCUUUUUUUACAGUACAACCCAAAGUCAAGUCCUGAACCCCUCCUUUUUCUCUGUCAUCAGAAAAACAGCCACAACCAGAAUAAUAAGAAGAAUCACAACAAGAAUUUUAUUUAAUUUCCCAAUAUUAUACGAAAACUCUUCGCUCGCUCAGUCAAGACAAGAGUAACGUCCACUCAAACAUUCACUCCAAAUCCAACCACACGCCCUACAUAUACUUCAUUUCUCAAUACUAAACAUGAUCGACACUCUUAGAUACCUUCUCGGCUCCGCCGGUCCAAGCGGCUUCGGCUCCAAAUCCACCGCCGAACAAGUCACGGAAAACCGCGCCGAUCUCCGCUGCCUCACCGCCAUCAUCACCGGUGCUACGUCUGGAAUCGGAGCUGAAACGGCGCGUGUGUUAGCGAAACGUGGAGCGAGGCUGAUUCUGCCGGCGCGUAGCUUGAAAGCUGCCGAAGACGCAAAAGCGCGUAUAUUAUCAGAGUGUCCUGAUUCGGAGAUCAUUGUUAUGGCUCUUGAGCUAAGCUCUCUCAAUUCGGUUAGAAGCUUCGUAAAUCAGUUCCACACUCUCGGUUUGCCUCUCCAUCUUCUCAUAAACAACGCCGGAAAGUUUGCUCAUGAACACGCUGUAUCGGAAGACGGAGUUGAAAUGACCUUCGCCACUAAUUACCUAGGUCAUUUUUUGUUGACAAAGUUGUUGCUGAAGACGAUGGCUGAAACGGCGAAGGAGACGGGAGUGCAGGGUCGGAUAGUGAACGUGUCGUCCAGCAUCCACGGGUGGUUUUCCGGCGAUGCUGUUUCGUAUCUGGCUCUUAUAAGCCGUAACAAAAGCCAUUACGACGCCACACGUGCUUAUGCUCUUUCCAAGCUCGCCAACGUUUUCCACACUAAGGAGCUUGCACGUAGACUCCAGCAAACGGGGGCCAACGUGACUGUUAACUGUGUUCAUCCUGGGAUUGUGAGAACCAGACUCACUAGGGAGCGUGAGGGUUUACUCACAGAUUUAGUGUUCUUUUUGGCUUCCAAGCUCCUAAAGACCAUUCCUCAGGCAGCUGCCACAACAUGUUAUGUGGCAACUCAUCCGAGGCUGUCCGAUGUCUCCGGCAAAUACUUUGCUGACUGUAACGAAACUUCAACCUCAAAAUUGGGAUCCAACCUAGCGGAAGCCACAAGGUUAUGGGCCACUUCUGAAUUCAUGAUUUCUAGGGGUCCAAAGGCUGCCUUUGACCUACUCAAGCACCUUGAAUUUUGAAGUUUCUUGGACACUGCAACACAAACACACACGUAAGUCUGGAGAGAGAGCAACCCUAAUACUGUUUUACUCUCUCUCGAUAGAGUCAAGAUAAUGAUAGGAAGGGUUAACUUUGCACAUAUGAUCUUGAUAUAUAUCUAGGGUAUAAUAUAAUUAAAUAUGUCAUGUAUAAUUAUUUUGAUCAUCUCUUAGGCUAAACAAUAGGAAACUUGCUGGUUUUAUUUUAUUAUUGGAAGCAAAAGUCUAAAAUAUAUGAUUGCUUGAGAUGCUAGUUAGAUUGGGUAGCCAUGAUGAUACAAUGAUUAUGGAGCUUGGGUUAUGUUAAACUUGGAUCUUAGCUAGAUUAGAAAUGAAAGUGCCAGGAAAACUCUAAUUGUACAUAUUGUUUAUUUAUUGCUUUGUUUCUGGGAUGUA